Messenger RNA from Nylanderia fulva, 2968 nucleotides. It is a transcript of the gene eya, whose product is annotated as eya transcriptional coactivator and phosphatase 2. The record is from RefSeq and is a predicted model, not a curated record. NCBI's taxonomy places the organism in Eukaryota, Metazoa, Arthropoda, Insecta, Hymenoptera, Formicidae. Gene Ontology annotation, cellular component: nucleus. Gene Ontology annotation, molecular function: protein tyrosine phosphatase activity. Gene Ontology annotation, biological process: positive regulation of DNA repair; cell differentiation; negative regulation of extrinsic apoptotic signaling pathway in absence of ligand.
CGACAUUUCGCAUGCUCAGAACUCCACAGGCCGCGGCGUAUCGCACACACACGGCACAGCAUAUAUACGCAUACCUCUCGAACGCGUACUCUGCGCGCCGGGAAACAAUGGUAGCGAGUCCGUCGCGAGAAUAAUAAAGGAUCGGGAUCUCUGCGAUCCUCCUGCGAAAGAGCUCUGUUCUGGGAAAAUACUCGUAAACGGGAAAAGUUGCUCUCGAUCCUCGCGAUCGCAAGUGGAUUCUUUGGUGGGGUGCAACCCUCGGGCGGAAUCCAGGGUGAUCCUGCGGCGGGAGAGAUCCUGCUGCUUUCAGCGAUUCCAGUCUCCGCUCUCUCGCGAACAUCCGAUCUGUGUGUUCGAUCGGACCUGGAUAUUAUCUGUGAUUUCGACGAGAGACGGUGCCUCCUUCUGCGUGCAUGUGCGCGCGUGUAUGCCGGGCGGUGCGCGAGAAACGUAAAACGGGCAGGGAGGAUCGUAGACGAGCUACGACACGAUGUUCCCGUGGUCGCGAAAAGUGCGAGAAAAGUGAAUCGGAAUUAUAAUUAUUAUGCGCGUAUCCGGAUACGCGUUUACGCGCACGUAGACACACACGUACGCACAUACGCGCGUUACGUUUACGUUUCAUCUCCGGGAUAUAACGAUGCUGUUGUCGGGAGAGAAUCGCCGAAGGCUUCCUUGAACGUGCAUCAGUGGAUAUCCUAUCUCGAAUCUGGAGUAACGAGACGUAAGAUAGAGUGAUAUGUUAACCGAGGACAAUGAUCCGACAAAACCAGCAGGGGUUUUAGACAAUGCUGGCAACGUGUCUUCGUCGACUGAAGCCUCGGUACAGCAUCCUCGCACUGUAAACAAUGAGACCGAAGUUAAAAACGAGGUGCAGGACUGUCCCGAAAACGAUAGCGUCCCCGGUGGCGAACUCUACAUCGAUGAGAAUGCUGAGGAGAAGGAACAGGAGUAUCCGGAUUCGAUGGAAAAGACGGAUUACGGAUCCCUGUAUGAUACCAAUCAAUAUUACAAUAGUCUAUACAACCCGCCGCCUUACGGAUCGACGACAGUUUCGAAAAACGCGAGCUUGCAGAGCACGUAUCUAAGCUCUUACACGUCGUCAAGCUCGAUGACGCAGUAUGCACCUUACGCUAGUUACAACAGCGGGACGACGACAUUCCCGAACGUCGCGCAGAAUAUAUCAUCAGCCACCCAGAAAUUAGAUUAUAGCGCUUACAGCAGUAGUUUAUACGGAAACGACAGGGUACCGCUUCAGUAUUCCGGAUAUUAUCCUGUACCCGGUUAUCACGCGCCUCCGACCUCCUUUAACAUCGGCAACAUCAACUUUGCUGAAGAUUCAACAAAGUCCGCGCUCACUUUGGAUCCGACGACGCAUGAUGCGAGCGAUCUCACCGCGAGGGAAACAGUAAACAUUGAAGUGGCGACGACGAAGCCAUGCAGGCGCGGAAGGAGGCAGAGCGGAAGCGGAAACAGUAUCGGUUCGGCGGAUACGACGGAAGCCGGUCCCGAACGUAUAUUCAUCUGGGAUCUGGAUGAAACCAUAGUUGUAUUUCACUCUCUGCUCACCGGACAAUUCGCCACGAAGCACCGUAAGGAUCCAGCCCUUCUGGCCCAAGCGGCGUACAGAAUGGAAGAGAUGAUAUUCAGUUUAGCAGAUACGCACUUUUUCUUCAAUGAUGUCGAGGACUGCGAUCAAGUACACAUAGACGACGUUUCGUCGGACGAUAACGGACAGGACUUGUCGUCCUACAACUUCACGACCGAUGGUUUCCAGUGCGCGUCCGCGAAUAACGGGAUAUGCCUGGCGUCUGGUGUACGAGGCGGCGUCGACUGGAUGAGGAAGUUGGCAUUUCGUUAUCGUAAGAUUAAGGAGAUCUACUGCAAUUAUCGUAACAACGUGGGCGGUUUGUUGGGCACGGCCAAACGCGAACAGUGGCUACAGUUGCGUUCCGAGAUCGAAGUGCUGACUGAUAAAUGGUUGACGUCGGCCGUCGAGUGUCUUAACAUCAUCAAUAAGAGGAGUCAUUGCAUCAACAUCCUGGUGACGACUACGCAGCUGGUACCCGCGCUCUCCAAGGUUCUGCUCUUCGGCAUCGGCGGGAUAUUUCCCAUAGAAAAUAUAUAUUCGGCCUCCAAAAUUGGAAAGGAGAGCUGUUUCGGCAGAGUGGUUGCCCGAUUUGGACGUAGAUGUACGUACGUGGUGAUAGGUGAUGAUUCAGAUGAAGAGACGGCAGCUCGAGCGCACAAUUUUCCCUUUUGGAGAAUAAAUAGCCAUUCGGAUACUCAAGCCCUAUACAAUGCCUUAAAAAUGGGGUUCCUUUAAUCAAAACAAAGAUACAUAUAUACGAAGAAAAUAAGACGAGGAAACGUUUCGGUCAUAUGGAAGAUUGCAUUGCAUCUAAAACAAAAAGAAAAAAAAUGACAAAAUUAUGCUUAACUGUACUUCACCUUCUCUCUAUUUCUCUGAAACAAUUUUUAUCAUUUUUAUAACUUAUCAUUACAUAUACAUAUAUGUAAAAAGGAGGCUCAUCGCCUCCAUCUGUGGCUAUAUUCGCCGAUAUCGAAAUAUUUCAUGAGCUCGAUAGGACAUUGACGUAUGUCCGUAAGUGAUAUAAAAUGAAAGUAAAAUUUUUAGUGAUAACGAGUGAACCAUCUCAGAAAAAAGUUCGGAUAUAUAAAGAUUUAUGUACAAGAUUCUUGCGGACUUUUGGCUUUAGCGUCGACUCUGUAGUCGCACAUGUACUAUAUAAACUAAAAACAAAAUCUGCGAAAAGUAUACAUAUAUCCUUCUUUCAUGUACUUAAAUAUUUAUCAUCUGCGUCAUUUUACUUUUACGAUAACGACGAAGUUCAACAAUUUUUAUUAAUGUACUAUGUCAGAUUUUACCAGAGAGCAAUUUUUCAUUAAGACUUGUUUGCUACCGAUAUAAUUUGUUUCAUGCAUUAAUAUUAUAUCUUAUUGAUAUAUA